AUGGUUGCCCGCGUUCAACACCCUGCCCCUUCUUUUAAAGGAACUGCCGUUGUCGACGGAACUUUCGCAGAAAUCUCGCUUGAGGAUUACAAGGGCAAAUGGCUCGUUCUAGCUUUCAUCCCCAUGGCAUGGACAUUUGUCUGCCCUACUGAGAUUAUCGCAUUCUCAGAUGCCGCAAAACAAUUCGCUGAACGCGGAGCUUCGGUUGUCUUCGCUUCCGUUGAUUCUGAAUAUAGUCUUCUCUCAUGGGCCUCAACAGCUCGCAAGGAUGGAGGUCUAGGAAGUGUCAAUAUUCCUCUUUACAGCGACAAGAACCACAAAUUGGCAAAAGAUUACGGUGUUUUGAUCGAAGAGGAGGGCGUUGCUCUUCGCGGUCUUUUCAUCAUUGACCCCAAAGGAACUAUCCGCCAGAUCACCAUCAACGAUCUUCCAGUUGGGCGCUCAGUUGAUGAAACAAUCCGUUUGGUAGACGCUUUCCAGUUUACAGAAAAGUAUGGCGAGGUAUGCCCUGCCAACUGGAAUACUGGUUCAGAAACAAUCAAGGCCAAUCCCAAAGAGUCAAAGGAAUAUUUCACUAAGGUUCAUGGUUAA
Messenger RNA from Morchella importuna, 591 nucleotides. RefSeq lists its product as uncharacterized. Gene Ontology annotation, cellular component: cytosol. Bases 1 to 591 code for a protein of 196 amino acids. The transcript is spliced from 7 exons. Gene Ontology annotation, molecular function: thioredoxin peroxidase activity. Gene Ontology annotation, biological process: cell redox homeostasis; response to oxidative stress; cellular response to stress. NCBI's taxonomy places the organism in Eukaryota, Fungi, Ascomycota, Pezizomycetes, Pezizales, Morchellaceae. The record is from RefSeq and is a predicted model, not a curated record.